Molecule: messenger RNA, 375 nt
Organism: Cotesia congregata
Lineage: Eukaryota; Metazoa; Arthropoda; Insecta; Hymenoptera; Braconidae
Source: the annotation of a GenBank genome assembly
AUGAUUUCAGAGCAAGCGAAUCACCUGAAUCUCUUCAACAAUAGACAGCAGCCGAAGAAGAAGCGCAAAAGUCGAACGGCCUUUACAAAUCAGCAGAUUUUUGAACUGGAGAAACGUUUUCUCUAUCAAAAGUACUUGAGUCCGGCAGAUCGGGAUGAAAUAGCCGCUCAAUUGGGUCUUAGCAACGCUCAGGUGAUAACGUGGUUCCAAAACAGGCGAGCAAAACUCAAAAGAGAUCUCGAAGAGUUGAAGAAAGACGUACAAACUGUUAAUCCUCUUCUUGUCGCUCAACAUAAAACAUUUUUGGAGAAUGCCCAGGACCUUGGAAUACUUAAAAAAAGGCCAUUACCCAGUUCCAUCGACGAUAAGUCAUAG